Messenger RNA from Trifolium pratense (red clover), 2164 nucleotides. Its product is annotated as polygalacturonase QRT3. The record is from RefSeq and is a predicted model, not a curated record. Gene Ontology annotation, molecular function: polygalacturonase activity. Lineage: Eukaryota; Viridiplantae; Streptophyta; Magnoliopsida; Fabales; Fabaceae. The coding region runs from base 389 to 1870 and encodes 493 amino acids. The transcript is spliced from 3 exons.
AAAACUACAAGUGUGCUUUCUUCCUACUCUCCAAAAUACCUUUUACACAAAUUUCAAACUAGUACAAUCCCAAAAGUAAGAAGUUGGUAAUAGCUUACUUUUCUAUCAAGUCAUAGAAAAAAUCUUACAUAGCAACAUUCAUUAAAUUAAAUAUCAUAGUCUAAAAAAAAUGAAGGUGUGACAUGUAUGAUUCAAUAAUAAAAUUGUCCCUACACAUUUUCUUAUCAAAUCUUAGUUAACAUAACUUCUUUCCAUGUCUUGUCUCUCUCUCAUUAUAUUUUCCCUCUACCCUAUUUAAAUGGAGACACACCUAUAAUACUUUUCCUCAACCGUUUUCCACUAACCUUAGAAGAAUCUUAAAGUUUUGUCACCAAAUAUACCAACAAAAAUGACAAGAAAAUCUCUUGUGAUUUUUUCUUUGUUUCUUGAGGUUGUUUGUUUCAUUGUAAUUGGUGUUCAUGGUGAGAAGAAUGAACCUAUUGGCAAAAUUUCUGGUGAAAGUUAUCAUGAAACAAUAGAUAGAUUGAAAUCUUUUAGGAAAUCUUUAACAAGACAUGAUUCCAUUGCUUCAACACCUUCAUCUUCUUUCUCAUCUCCUCCUUCUCCUCAACCAAAUGAGGGUAUGAAUAAUCCAAGAGUAAUCCAAGUGACAUCCUAUGGUGCAGACCCAACAGGAAAUUCAGAUAGCACUGAUGCACUACUUGCAGCCAUGGCAGAUGCAGCAAUGCCAUCAAAUGAUCUAAAAGAAGGACAUUUGCUGGAAGGCAUAAAAGACCUUGGAGGUGCACAAAUUAAUCUUGAAGGUGGAAAUUACAUGAUCAGUAGGUCAUUAAUGUUUCCGGUAGCCGGCGUUGGAAACCUCAUGAUACAUGGAGGAACAAUAAAAGCCUCAGAUGAUUUUCCUAAUAAUGGCUACAUUAUUGAUUUAUCAAAUAUUUCACCUUCAUCAGCCUACAAUUUUGAGUACAUAACUUUCAAGGAUCUCUUAUUAGAUUCAAACUAUAGAGGAGGGGGUAUUUCUGUCAUUAACUCACUCAGAACAAACAUAGACAAUUGUUACAUUACACAUUUCAACACAAAUGGAAUUUUAGUCCAAAGUGGCCAUGAAACAUACAUAAGAAACACUUUCCUUGGCCAACACAUAACCGCCGGAGGAGAUAAAAACGAAAGGGAUUUCUCAGGAACAGCAAUAAAUCUCCAAGGUAACGAUAACGCUGUCACCGAUGUUGUAAUUUUCUCGGCUAAUAUAGGAAUUAUGGUAACUGGUCAAGCCAACACAUUUUCUGGUGUACAUUGUUACAAUAAGGCCACAGGAUUCGGCGGUACUGGAAUUUACUUAAAAUUACCUGGUUUAACGCAAACAAGGAUCGUGAAUUCGUACAUGGAUUAUACGAGUAUUGUUGCCGAAGAUCCUGUUCAACUUCAUAUUUCUAGUAGCUUCUUCCUUGGUGAUGCUAAUAUUGUGUUGAAAUCUAUGAAAGGUGUAUUAGAUGGUGUUACUAUUGUUGAUAACAUGUUUUCCGGAUCGGAUACCGGUGUUGAAAUUGUUCAUUUGGAUAAAUCUAAUAGUCCUUUUCAACAGAUUAAACAAGUUUUUGUUGAUAGGAACAUUGCUAGAGGGAUGAAUCUAAAAGCAACGGUUGCGAAAAGUUCUAUGCAAGGGAAUGGAACUUUAUGGAAUGUUGAUUUUAAUAACAUUCUUCUUUUUCCUAAUCUUAUUCAAAAUGUUCAAUACUCAUUGAGUUCAAAUGGUAGCAGUUUUCCUAAUCAUGUUCUUAGGACUGUGUCGGAUAAUCGCGUUGUGAUUGAAACAAAUGAAGCUGUUUCUGCGAAUGUUUUUGUCGCGGUUGAUCAAAGUGUGUCAAGUUGAAGAAGGUUUGAAGAAGUAACAUUGAAAGUAAGGAUUAGAAGUCAUGAAUUUGAUUGAAGAGGGAAAUGUGCAUACAUUUGGUUGAGAAGCUUUCAUUACUUUCUUUGGAUAAACCUUAGAAUAAAUUUAUUACCAUACUAUACAUGUAAUAAAUUUUUAUUGAAUCACAAAUUGUUCUGUAAGUGAUUGUUAAGUAUUUAAUAGAAAAACAACUCCUUAAAUGAAUUUUAGUUAUUUCGAGAGAAUUAGUCUCCACUUCGCGGAUGAUACAUCUGAUUUACAAAAAAAAAAAAA